Messenger RNA from Plectropomus leopardus (leopard coralgrouper), 3600 nucleotides. RefSeq names its product calcium homeostasis modulator protein 5-like. NCBI's taxonomy places the organism in Eukaryota, Metazoa, Chordata, Actinopteri, Perciformes, Serranidae. The record is from RefSeq and is a predicted model, not a curated record. Gene Ontology annotation, cellular component: plasma membrane. Gene Ontology annotation, molecular function: monoatomic cation channel activity.
GACAGGCUUGGCAGAUGUGUUUUGAAAACACAGGACAGGAAAUGACUGCAGACUGCUCAGACACUCAGCUUUUACACUUUUCACUCUCUUUCUUUCUCCUCGCUUAAUUUCCGACGGUGUGUGCGAAACCGCUGAUGCCAUGGAUAACUUCCAGACUGUCCUGCGUUUCUUCAUGAACCAGAAAGCCACCAUUGGCUACAGUUUCAUGGCUCUCCUGACAAUAGGUGGGGAACGAGUCUUUUCCAUGGUGUCCUUUCAGUGCCCGUGCAACCGUGACCAAAACUUUGCAUACGGGCUGACUUUCCUACUGGGCCCGGCUGCAGUACUGCUGGUUUUAGGACUCUUCUUCAGCACCAGGCUGUGGAGGCUCUACACCGGCUGCUGCCUCGACCCCAUGAAGCUGUGCCCCCGGGGGAAUUGCUUCGGCUGCCUCAGAGUGUUCCUUAGCAUCUUCACUGGAGCCUGUGUUGCCCCUAUCAUGUGGCUCUCUGUGGCCCUGCUCAAUGGGACCUUUUAUGAGUGUGCAGUCAGUGGUCUGGAUGAUAACCUGGUAGUGAAUCUGCUCUGUCAAAACCAAACCUUGAUAUGUCGGCAGGAGCUUGCCCGGGUGCCCUGUGACCGCUCCAAACUGUCCAGUGAUGAGCGCAUGGAGCUGCUGCUGAAAUUCAGGGCUCAGUCACAGAUCCUGGGCUGGUGUAUUAUUAUCAUCUCUGCCGUUGGAGGCCUCUUGGGCACCUGCUACACAAACUGUCGCUCCAAAGUCAGCUUCCUACAGCUGACAUUUUGGAAACGCUACAUGGAGAAAGAGAAGGAGCGUUUUGACACCUUUGCUGUGGAAUACGCCUCCAAACUGGCCGACAGAAACCUGCAGAGCUUCUUUGAGAACAAGGACCCUGAUCUGUUUCCCUUUCCUAACCACAAGGCAUGGGAGGAGAUCUCUGCAUACUACACCUUUUCCAGGAGUGAGCAGUAUUACAGCACCCUGCAGCGCUACGUGGAGAGGACAGACAAGGACUUCACACCAGAGAAGAGACCUGUACUGGACUUGGAGCACGGAAUGGAGAUGCACUGAGAAAGGCUACACUGUGGUGAGACUGUGAGAUUCGGUACUCAGCACUGUUGGUAUUUAACUCUUAGUCUAUUGUUCGUGCAGGUCUAACUCAGGACUAGCUGUUGCAGGCUGCCUGCUCACUGACAAAGCUGCCUUUCUGUCUGUUUUACUCUAAAGAAUGUGACCGUUGCCAAGCAGCAAUGGUACAACCUACUCUAAGCACAUGAGAUCAUAAAGGGCGUAACCACUAAUUCCCUCUGCCUCUGAAACACUGCAUGCAUUUGAGGCCUUCUAGUACUGACAUUACUUUUGAAAUUUUUUGUCUCACUUUGGGUUUGCAAAGUAAGUUAUUAACAUAUUUUAUAUUAUAAUAUAGGUAUACUAUGCAGGAAUUGUUGGUCAGCCUUCUGUUUGUCAACAGACUUACCAACAAAAGUGCAAACCAACCCCAGAUUCACUUUUGUUUAGGAGUGACUUUUGUCGCCAUUUUACUGCACUAUAUUUGCUUUUUUCAGCGCUGUGUCCAUGAUUAUCAUAGCUCCCCCUAAGAAUGCAUGCUGCUUAUGGUUUGGUACCUGGUCAUUACCAUUUUUAUGAAGUCCAUACCAGCCCAGCUUAAGUGCCCAGGAAUAUCUAAAGCAAAAUGAAAAGAAAAGAAUCAAAUCCAGGCAGAAGGCAGAAUCUCUGCAGAUAAAUACAACAACACACACUCAGCACAUUUACAUGAUGUUAGAAAAAGUGGAAUUAUUGUGUUAGUCCGACUAAGACUGGACUUCUACAAAGACAUGUCAACAUGUUAGUCCGACUGAAAUGGUAUUAAAUCAAAUUUCUCAGAGUCGGACUAAAACACCUAGAUUAUGCGGUUGGGGGUCGAUUUACUCUUUCAUGAAUAUGCCUCAACUGGAUCGGGCCAUUCUGACGUGCUCCAUAGUCCCCACGCUUUGACCCAGAUAUUGAACAGCACAAAUUCAUAGAAGAAAGCCAGGUAAAACAAAAGAAAUACAGGGAAAGAAAACAAAGCAAGACACAGUUAUGAAUAUGGUGAAUUUGAGAGGAAUAACCACAUUUACAGCCUGCUAACUUGUUUGGUGUGUGACGUAAUAGGUCAACCGAUAACCGAGCUAUAACCAUUGCUCCACCGAACUGUGCAUGCAGAGUGAGUGGCUCAGAAGUGCUGAUUGAGAGGGAUUACAUUUAUAUGAGCCUUUUGAUUUUUUUUUUAGGCAAAUCCUGCAUGGUUUACCUUUAACUAACUUACAGUAAGUCUAUGCAUUCAGGGCCAUCAUGACUGAAAACACUGAGGUCAUGAUCCUUGCCAUUAUUUCUAAGAAUUUGGGGAGUUCAGCAAUAAGGACAGUGGUAGUUCCUUUACUACUGUUGUUUUAUAAAAGCCCCUUACAUCAGCUCUGACACUGAAGACCUUUGCACACCAAGUCUGUAUUUUUUGUCUGAAAUUGUUGCACAGUUAAAAAUAAACCUCAUGUUGUGUCAAUCACAUUCACACACUGACAAUGAAACACUCACUCAUGUUUUUGGAACAGAUAAUAUAUUCUGUGUUUUUUUCAUAUUUGUCAAAACUCUGGAGGGUUGUUUGACCAGUAAAGAAAAUAUGGCGGUGCGGCAGAACAACACAGAGAAACAGGUUGCACACUAUCUUUUCAUAACCCAUAAGAAACCUAUUUUCAACUGGUCAGAUAGUAACAGUCAGGUGGAGGACGAUGUGUUAGAGGAUGAGAACCACACACAGACGGAGAGAGAGUAACACUGUAAAAACUGAGGCAGGAAAGCUCCACCUCUUUAGGUAGCUGUGGUGAAAGGGAGCAAAUGUGUCUUUACAUUUUGUCUUGUAUUGGGAAUUUUUUGCAAAAUAUAGAACAACAACAACAAAAAACUGACUCAGUGUUCAGUGUCAGUGUUUUUGUUUUUGUUUUAAGCAACAUACACCAAGCAACCUGCCUCUCCCAGCUGUAACAAUGUAUGAUGAUGAUGUAUUGUUCGUGGAGUGACAGAGGGAGAGACAGAAGCUGUACGGCUCACAUCUAGAGACAUGUCUUCUCACACAUUCACUUAGACAUGAUGGUGAUGGUCGGGAAGUGUUUUUCAGAUCCUGGUUAUGGCCCUGGUCGCAUUUUAAUGAGUAAUAAAUCAAAAAACUGACAAAGUGUACGAAAUGCAAAAACAAAAAACAGUGCAAAAAAACAGUGCAUCAAGUUGCUCUUGUUUUGUGUGUGUGUGUGUGUGUGUGUGCGCGCGUGUAACACGUCAACUAAGGCAGUACUUUAGUAAAAGCUAACAUCUGUAAACAUGCCUGUGUAUAAUAUGGUAAAGUUUGACAAUGAGUGAAGUGUUACUUCCACUGACCUGUGUGUGUCAGGGCUGUCUGGGCUGUGGAAUUAUCCUGAUGCAGUCUUUCAGCAUUCCAUUGUGUCUGAUCCACAGGCACAGACAUGAGCAUGAUGCCCAGCCGUGUAAUUACACUGUCACUGUGCAAUUUUCAUGAAAAGCUUUUAUUUGUAUCCUUGUAUGUCAUUAAAAUUAUAUUCGUUGUA